AGCACAGUCUUUGCAGCUAUGGUCAGAUUCCACAUGGACUGCAUAGAGAGACCCUUACGUAUCUGUUUUGAGAUGCUGGGUCAUUUUAUUGGAUCCCAUCCCUGGUUGUUCUUGACUGCCCCCCUCAUUCUCUCCACAAGUCUUGGAAGCGGAUUUUAUUUCCUCAAGGACAGAAUGUCAAACAAUAUUGAAGAGCAGUUCACACCUGUGGACGGACCUGCCAAGACAGAGAGGAAAUACAUCCAAGAAACCUUUCCAGGAAACGACUCCAUGUUUUCACGGCUCAGAUUGAGCACAGAUGGGAAUUAUGCAACCUUUAUAGCUACAAGUGACAGUAAUAUUCUGACUGUGGAGUCACUCCAGCACAUCUUAGACUUGGACUUUAAAGUCAGGAGUGUUAAAGUGCAAUUUGACAACCAGUCAUUUGAAUAUGCAGAUGUCUGUGCUCAGGUGAUGGGAUCCUGCUCCUCUAAUGACAUUGUGGAUAUCAUUGAGUACAAAGCAAACAAUAUAGAAGCAGUCAAUCUGACAUUUCCAUGGUACUACUCUGGUUUUAAGAGUUUUCCUUUAUAUUUAAGUCUGGGGAGUGUGAAUUUGUCCCAAGGAAGCUCAGUUAUUGAAGGUGCUAAAGCCCUACAGCUCCAUUACUACUUACGCGAGGACAACAAAACAAAAAGUGACCUAUGGUUGGAAAGCUUCAUCGAUUCAGUCUCAAACUCUUCAUCAACUUCUGUUCAGGUGUCAUACUCCACCUCCAUGUCAAUGCAGUGGGAAUUUCAGAAAACUCCAGCCUCUGUUAUUCAUUUAUUCUCCAUCACCUACGCAAUCGCCAUCACAUUUUCAAUACUAUCAUGUUGGAGGCUGGAUAACGUGAGGACCAAGGUUUGGGUGGCCUCCUGUGGGGUGCUCUCCACAGGUCUGGCCGUCCUGAGUGGUUUUGGGUUGCUGUUAUUGCUGAAUCAAUCCUUUGUGAUGACAGUUGCCUCCUGUCCUUUCCUGAUAUUAGGUAUUGGACUUGAUGAUAUGUUCAUCAUGAUCUCCUGCUGGCAGAGGACCCGUGUUCUUGACAGUGUCCCCAAGCGCCUGGCCGAAACCUACAAGGAAGCUGCCGUCUCCAUCUCUAUCACCACCCUGACGGACGCUCUGGCUUUCUUCCUGGGCUGCAGCUCCCCCUUUGGUUCAGUCAGGUCUUUCUGCGUCUACGCUGGGAUUUCUAUCUGCUUCUGUUAUCUGUACAGCAUCACGUUUCUUGGAGCGUGCAUGGCUUUAAAUGGACAGAGGGAAGCAGAGAACAAGCACUGGUUCACCUGUGCCAAAAUCCCAGAGGACUUGCCAUCCCAGAACUCCAAAGCUUUCAGUAUCUGCUGUGUUGGAGGGAGCUAUGAUCGGUUCUUGGAAAAGGAGGAAACUGAGUCCAUGAGUCUCUUUUUUGAGCGGUUCUAUGGCCCGUUUCUGACCCACAAAAUGAUAAAGGCUUGUGUAUUUAUCAUUUAUGCACUCUAUCUGGCUGUCAGUGUCUAUGGAUGCUUUACCCUAAAGCAGGGUCUGGAUGUCAGGAAUCUGGCUUUGGACGAUUCCUACGUCAUUGACUAUUACGACAAUCAAAGGCAACACUUCUCUGAGUACAGCUGCAACGUGAUGGUAGCGGUGAGGCAGCCCUUCCAAUACUGGGAAGAGGAAAAACUGCAGGAUCUGUGUUCAUGCAUUUCUAACUUUGAAAGUUUGAACUUUGUGAACGGCACCUUUGCUUGGUUUCUAUCCUUCAAACAAUACGCAAGUGCAAACCAUCUCAAUAUAAGUUCACAAGAAGCCUUUAAAACCCAACUGCACCAUUUCUUAGAACUCAACUCCAUGUUCAAACAAGACAUCAACAUCACCACAGAUGAUGAGAUUCAAGCAUCUCGCUUCUUCGUUCAGACCCUCAACAAAACCCCAAUGACUGACUUGAUGACACGACUGAGGAGAACCGCAGAGGACUGUCCAGUAGAUCUCCUGGUGUACCAUCCUGCAUUCAUCUACUAUGACCAGUACACCGUCAUUAGGGACAACACCAUUCAAACCAUCCUGAUCGCUGUGAUUGUAAUGCUAGUCGUCUCACUGCUCUUGAUACCGAAUCCUCUUUCUUCGGUAUGGGUGGCUUUUGCAAUUUGUUCUGUCAUUGUUGGCGUGACUGGUUUCAUGGCGCUCUGGGGUGUGAACCUGGACUCCAUAUCCAUGAUCAACCUCGUCAUGUGCAUUGGUUUUUCUGUAGAUUUUUCUGCUCAUAUUUCUUACACCUUGGUCUCAAGCCCAAAGAGUGAUGUCGAUGAGAAAGCUAAGGAAGCGUUGUCUCAUUUAGGCUAUCCAAUACUACAAGGAGCACUGUCCACUAUCUUAGGAGUGGUAGUGCUGUCCGUGUCUGGGAGUUACAUCUUUCGGACGUUCUUCAAGAUAGUGUUUCUGGUGAUUACAUUUGGGCUGCUGCAUGGUUUAGUGUUUAUUCCAGUGUUUCUUACAUUGGGGCCGGUUGGAAGUGGUUUUGGAGUAAAAUGUACAUCUUGGGCGGCCAAUUAG
Notolabrus celidotus (New Zealand spotty) is the source of this 2553-nucleotide messenger RNA. It is a transcript of the gene ptchd3b, whose product is annotated as patched domain-containing protein 3. Lineage: Eukaryota; Metazoa; Chordata; Actinopteri; Labriformes; Labridae. The coding region runs from base 19 to 2553 and encodes 844 amino acids. Gene Ontology annotation, cellular component: membrane. The record is from RefSeq and is a predicted model, not a curated record. The transcript has 4 exons.